GAGAGGGUCCGGUCGGCCUUGGUGCGGUUCUACAAGUCUCGCAGCACCGACAAGCUGGGCAACGUCGACCGCAUCGCCCGGCGCUACCGAGGCGACAAUGUGGUCGAUCUAUGGGCCGCGUUGGGCAUCAAGUACUCUCUGCCGCCGCCCACGGCCGUGAUGUGGUUGUCGCGCACCCUCGGCGUGCAGUCGGUGGUGCAGUGGCCCAAAGGCGCCGUGCCGCAGAGCGCCCGGCAGGCGCUCCAGCGCCUCGAGGCGCCGGAGGCGCCCAGUGGCGGCGAGGCCGCCGCCGCCGGGUCCUCGCCGCCCACCAGGGCCGCGCUGCUCCGCGCGGCGUUGGAGGAGGGGGACCUGGACGCGGCGGGCGCCCUCGCCUUCCGCGAGGGCUGCCCCGAGGACGGGUUGCGGCCCUGGCUGUGGCGGGCGUUCAUCGGCCGCGAGUCCUCGAGCAGCGGGAAGGGCGCCAGGGACGACGAGGCGCCGAAGAGGCGCGCCGCCUACGCCGAGCUGCGCGCGCAGGCGCCAGAGGGCGACGCUGGCAGGCUUCGCGCCGAGAUCGAGGCCGACGCAAGGGCUGUUUGGCGCGGCGAGCAGUUCUCGGGGAGGCCAGAGGUGGUGGAUGCCGUGGUCGCCCUGGCCAUGACGCAGGCGCAGCAGUGCGAGCGAUACGUGCGCGGCACCUGUGAAAUCGCGGUCCUGCUGCUGUUUGCGAUGAGCGGCGGGGGCACCGGCAGCGUCGCGGACGCCCAGGCCGACGCAUUCUGGUGCCUCUCGCGGCUGCUGUCCGAGGUGCAGGACAGCAUCUCGGACGACUCCACCCUGGCAGAGCAGGCGCGGCGCGCGCACGAGCUGCUGCGCGUGUACGACCCCCCGCUGGCCGACCUGCUGAGCUCGCACGGCCUCAAUGCGCUGCCCACCCUGAGACUCGGCGCGGUGCUCUUCACGCGCUGCGGGCUCACGCUGGUGGCCUGCGUUCGCCUGUGGGACACGUUGCUGGCCGACCCAGCGCGCUUCGCCUUCUGCGACUGCGCGGUCGUGGCAAUGCUGCUGCUCCGCCGCGGCGACCUCCUACAGCGCUCCAGCAUCAGCGGGCUGGCCGAGAUGUUGCUGGAGAUCCCCAGCAAGGCGGAUGUCGGGGCACUCGUGGACACGGCGUGCGCCAUCUGCGCCUUCGAGCGGAGGAAGGGCCUCGACUACCCGCCGAGGCCGCUCGAGGAGGCCGACAGCGGCGCGUAUGCGGCCGCCGCCCUCGACCAGGAGCCGCAGCAGCGGCAGAGUGAGGAGCGCCAGGCGAUGUCGGCGGCGCAGACGAGGCUCACGUCCAUAUGGGGCAAGGUCCGCGCCGCGGGCGCCGAGGCUGCCGCACAGGCACCAGCCUGGGCGCAGCAGGCCCGCGCGACGGCCAAAGAGGUCGCCGCCUCGGCCGCGGUGGUGGCCGCAUCCGCGGCCGACCAGGCCGCGGCGGCGGCGUCGGCGGGCAUCGACCAGGCCGCGGCAGCGGCGUCGGCGGCCAUCGAGGCCUACGAGAGGACCCACAAGGAGUCCGAGGAGGGCGCCGAGGGCCAGCCGCAGCAGGGCCCCCAGCCCGGCGCGGCGGGCGCCGCGGCGGCCGCGGCGGUGCAGGCCGCCGAGCGGGCGGAGGGCGGCGGCGCGGCGGCGGGCGAGCCCGCCGAGGCCGCGGCGGCUGCGGCCGCGCGGGGCUCGGAGAGCCGGAAGGGGCACCGCCACUGCUCGUGGAGGCGCCGAAGUGAGCGGCAGGGUGGUGGCGCGAAGAGGCACGGGGGGCGCAGUGGGAGAGCGUUGGGAUGUCGCAGGGGUGUGCGCUCCUCCCGUGCUGAUUUGGUGCAGGACGCUUGUUUUUAGCCGGCGCACGCUGAGCUUACCGUAGUCGUGGUCAGGUUGAGUUGCCAUUCAAAAGCGCCAGCAUAUCGCAUCAUCUUGGUGGUGUGCACGUAUGGUUUUGUCACUGUGCGAGUUUGAAGCUUGGCAGUUGCAAGCUUCACUUUGUCAAGAGAGCUGUCCGAACAAGUCGCAUCGGUCGGGCGACGUUGAAUUAGAAGAACGGACCUCUUACGGAUUACCCUGUUCUUUCUUUUGGCCCCUCCCUCC
This is a messenger RNA of Prorocentrum cordatum, 2109 nucleotides long. The record is from the annotation of a GenBank genome assembly. Lineage: Eukaryota; Dinophyceae; Prorocentrales; Prorocentraceae.